This is a messenger RNA of Gadus chalcogrammus (walleye pollock), 390 nucleotides long. RefSeq names its product urotensin-2-like. Lineage: Eukaryota; Metazoa; Chordata; Actinopteri; Gadiformes; Gadidae. Gene Ontology annotation, cellular component: extracellular region. Gene Ontology annotation, biological process: blood vessel diameter maintenance; regulation of blood pressure. The transcript is spliced from 4 exons. The record is from RefSeq and is a predicted model, not a curated record. Bases 1 to 390 code for a protein of 129 amino acids. Gene Ontology annotation, molecular function: hormone activity.
AUGGUGUGCCACCAGAUCCUCCCGUGGGCCCUCCUGCUGGUGGCCUCCGGGCCCCUGUGGGCCCAUCCCAUCACAGACUCGGCUGAGAGGCCCUACUCGGGCCCCGUAUCAGUGGAGGAUCAGGGAGUCGGUAGUCUGGACGAGCUUUCCCUCUCCGAACAAACCUUCCCCCUGCAGGACCCCGCGGUUCUCCGAUACGCCUCCCUGCUGGCCUCGGAGCUCAACAGAGAAGCUAUCAGAGGAACCGGUCUGCUGCCCAGAGGGAUGAAUCGAGAGGUCAUGUUGGAGAAACAAAGUCUCCUUAAUCCCUUCAGUCGUUUACUGGGCAUCAAGAAACAGUUCCGGAAGAGAGGAGGGAACACAGAGUGCUUCUGGAAGUACUGCGUCUAG